Molecule: messenger RNA, 1173 nt
Organism: Rhipicephalus microplus (southern cattle tick)
Lineage: Eukaryota; Metazoa; Arthropoda; Arachnida; Ixodida; Ixodidae
Product: carbohydrate sulfotransferase 11
Biological process (GO): carbohydrate biosynthetic process
Cellular component (GO): membrane
Molecular function (GO): sulfotransferase activity
Source: RefSeq, a predicted model, not a curated record
AUGAACCAAACGGAAUCGGGCGCGUUAAACAUUGUCUACAAAAACUACAAGCACCUUCUCUACGCGGUAAAUCCGCGCAACAACCGCAGCGUGCUGUACUGCUCGAUUCCCAAGGUUGCCAAUACGAGCCUCAAGACGCUGCUGCUAAGCCUAAAUGAGAGUCACCGGGGCAAGUACACCGAAUCGACCAUGCACUACUACGUCUACUCGGCCAUGGGCUUGCCGUUCGUGCUGUACAGAAACCAGGUGAACGUGAGCGAUCUGGUCAGCGCCUUCAAGGUGAUGUUCGUGCGACACCCUUUCGAACGCCUCGUGUCAUUCUUCGAAGACAAGACGAGACGUACAGUGCCGACGGGAAAGUAUUUCUACUACAAGUACUGGAACAAUGCGAUGGCUCGUUUCAGAGGCGCCGAGAACGUGGACAGAAAGAAAGAUCUGAUCACGUUCGAGGAAUUCAUCGAUCUCCUCCUGAGCACCCGACCGUCCAACUACGACUUGCACUGGCAACGUUACAGCGAUCGCUGCGAGCCGUGUCUCGUUCCGUACGAUUUCGUGGGUACCUUGAAAGACGUGCCCGUGAUGUACAGUGCUCUAGGAAUGACCAAUCGCUCGCGGUUGUGGGUGAACAAGGGACCAAGUGACACCAAGAACGUCGCCCUAUCGUACUUUUCACGACUUCCCAGGUCGAAGGUAGAGAGGCUGUACUCCAUCUACGCUGUGGACUUCACGAUGUUUGGUUAUAGCGCUAAAGAGUACCUCAACGCGGCCAACAAAACCGAGGAUGAAACCGUAAAGUGAUAGAUACGCGUGGGGCUUGACAAAAUCGUUUCGCAGGGCGCAGUCGCUCUUUACGCGAACGAUGUGUGGUGUUCCUGUGCAGUGUGACGCUCUGAUCGGAUAUGUGAAUGUCUCAAGUAGCGAAUUUCACACACUCAAGCGAAGAAGUAAGGAGAAUACGUUUCAUUUAUUGAACUUUUGUUCACUCUCGUGUUUCAAGAAGGUGCUUUACGUGUGUUGAAUAUGUAAGUAAUGUCAUCAUGUGCGUACUUUGCGCAAUAUAGAAAGGCCACUGAGAAGGAUACCUUACCGUGCACACUUCAUAUUUUUUUAUGUGCACUGUUUUGCUAUAUCAGUAAGGUGCAUUAUUGUAUUGUAGCGUACGCAAUAUCACCA